AAAGCCUUGCCACUUGCUAAAAAUAAGAUUUCUCGUGUAUACAUGGAACUUCUCAAAAAGGAAAGAUGGCGCUACGUUUGUAAUGUGCUAAAAUGCUAAAACCAUGAAUGAAAUCUGCAUUCCAGUGAUAUGGUAUGCGUUUAGAAUAACUUGAAAGCUUAUUUUCAUUCACAAUUUUUAUGCACAGUCGAAUUUCUAAGACUUUUAAAGGUUCAAUUUACUUUGUUUUCAAACAGAUGUUCAGAUGGCACUUAAAUCACGAUAUCGAUUUGGCUAAGGAAGUUGUUUCUCUGCGACCUGCUAGCUCGAAAAAUUGGGAUAACGUUGCUGAAAAUUUGGAGGCAGCUUGGCCUAAAGAUCCAUCAAGAAAUAAAGUGAAAGGACGCUCAUGUAAAGAGCACUUCGAGGUCAUGAUGGCUCAUCACAAAGAGGAAAACCAGCAAGCUUUAAGAAAAUCAGGCACAGAGGAAGAAUAUAGCGAACUUCAACAGUUAUUGGAUGAUGUGAUAGCCUACCAACUUACUGAAAAACAAGACAAAAAAAGUGAUAAAAAGAAAGAUGUUGAAGAUAGAAAGAAGGGAUUGGCAUUUAGAGAUGCGUCCAUGAAAUCUCUCUCUAAAAAAAGCCCUUUUAAGAAUAAAGUAGACAGUGAUGAAAGUAGUGAUGAAGAACCAGGGCCAAGUAAGAAAAAAGCAAAGACAAGAACAAAGCGACCAGAUGUUUUCAGCUUCUUGCAAGAGAAAAAUGAAGCUCAGAAAGAUUACCGUGAUCGAGAACUGAAGUACAAAGAAAAUGCCUUGGAGCUAGAAAGGAGGAGGAUUGAAAUACAAGAAAAAAACAUAGCUUUGCAAAAUAAGAUGCUUUUGGCCCUCACUGAGAAGAAGGAAAACUAGCUGAUUUUAUGCUAAUGUACUUUAAUCAUGAUUUUCAAACUUAAUAAUAUAGUUGCAAAUAAUAUUUUUGAACUAUCCUUUGUCUUUGUUUGAAUGAACUUUACCUAUGUAAUAGAAUAUUGAUACUCCUUGUUGCCAAUUUUGUUUGUAAAACUU
This is a messenger RNA of Exaiptasia diaphana, 1049 nucleotides long. RefSeq lists its product as uncharacterized. The transcript is spliced from 4 exons. NCBI's taxonomy places the organism in Eukaryota, Metazoa, Cnidaria, Anthozoa, Actiniaria, Aiptasiidae. The record is from RefSeq and is a predicted model, not a curated record. Bases 180 to 893 code for a protein of 237 amino acids.